AUGGUAAAUACAAGACAGUCGCCUAAGAAGACUGAAAACCCUUUUACGCAAAAUCUUUCUACUACCUCUCGUGACCCUUUAAUUAGGACCCCACGAUUUCUUCGUUCUACUAUUCAAGUUGACGCCGAGGAACCUACUUCUUCUACCACUGAUUCUGAGAGGAGCUCACCAACUACGCGAUUAUCGGAACCUUUCGAGUACAGCAAUAUGCCUCCAAAAAGAACUCCGGUUUCGAAGAUCCAAAAGACCGCUGCGUCGCCAUCUUCUCAACUAUCGGAUCUACACGAACAUCCGCAAUACCAGCUGAUGAGAGAUGAAUUGGAAGCACGCCUCCGUGCGGAGAUUAUACAAGAAUUUGAGGCAGUCAAGGAAAGAGAAGCCCGAAAUCGGCCAUUACUACAGCAAGGUGCAUCCCCAAGUCAUACGAUUCCAAGCAUCGAAAGAGAAUCUACCAAUCCGGAGAGUUCUGCCCCGCCUUUGGGUAGGAACGUUUCUUUCGCAUCUGCACCACCUGUUGCAGACAAUCGUUUUAGUACCCCUGUUUCGUCGAUCGCUUCUACAAGACCCGACAAGAUCCCACUUUUAUCUGCAAAGCUAAAUACAGGAGUGGAGCCAGAUAUCUCACCGGAGUUAUGGCGAAAGAAUAUUGAAGUUCGCUUCCAGCAAUACAACUAUGCAUUCAAUUCCGAACUGAUCCGAAUGGCAUAUGUUAUGGACAACGUGGAAGGAACCGCCCGUACUUUCUUGGAGCCUUAUUGGCUUCGAGAUCUAGCUGCAACUGCAGAAGAGUUAAUUGACCUGGUCGUCAAUUUCCUUUCCGACCCCUCAAAAGCCGAAAAAGCGAAUGAUAAGUAUCAAGAGCUGGCAAUGACUAAGCAUGAAGAAUUUCGGACGUUUUACCAUCAGUUCCGAUCUCUGGCUAGCCAAGCUCAGAUUCAUGAUGAGAAAACUCUUCGUAUUGAUUUACGGAGGAAAGUCCCCCUCCGCCUUCGCUCUUUCGCCGCUAAUGAUUACCGGAAGACAACCUCUCUGCAAGAUUAUGUCGAUUCCCUAACUCAUUUCGAUCAAGAGUUUCGUUCCCAAGAAGUUACAACUGGUAAAAGUUUUGGUGCUUACCGCGAUCCCCCGGCAGUUCGCUAUUCUAAAUCCCAAGGAAAAAAGAAUAAUCAAGAAGAGCAUCCAAUUAAGCAAUCUAGUAGCAAUCGCAACACCGACCGUCUACAACCUGAUACUCCACCUUCUCAACUCUUUAUACCUUCUCGCAGUGGUCAUCCAAAAGGUAAUAAUCCCGAUAAUCACCGCAUCCGUCAAGAUAGCGAGAAACCGAAUGUAAAGUUCGAACGAAGAGAUACUCCUCGUAUUAAUGAGUUAAACCCUAUCGAUCACACCGACAACGAAGCCUCUGAAGAUGACGAACCACAGCCCUCGAGAGCAAAAGACGACGCCUAG
Messenger RNA from Sclerotinia sclerotiorum 1980 UF-70, 1449 nucleotides. RefSeq lists its product with no specific name. The transcript has a single exon. The record is from RefSeq and is a predicted model, not a curated record. NCBI's taxonomy places the organism in Eukaryota, Fungi, Ascomycota, Leotiomycetes, Helotiales, Sclerotiniaceae. The coding region runs from base 1 to 1449 and encodes 482 amino acids.